Poeciliopsis prolifica (blackstripe livebearer) is the source of this 2520-nucleotide messenger RNA. Its product is annotated as 4-galactosyl-N-acetylglucosaminide 3-alpha-L-fucosyltransferase 9-like. The transcript has a single exon. NCBI's taxonomy places the organism in Eukaryota, Metazoa, Chordata, Actinopteri, Cyprinodontiformes, Poeciliidae. The record is from RefSeq and is a predicted model, not a curated record. The coding region runs from base 34 to 1176 and encodes 380 amino acids. Gene Ontology annotation, cellular component: membrane. Gene Ontology annotation, molecular function: alpha-(1->3)-fucosyltransferase activity.
UGAGGGGGGAGAUCUGCCGGGUGAGGGGAGUCCAUGGGAGUUCGGGCUGCUUGGAGACAAGCGGGCCCCUCUCCCAGAACAUCCCCGCGGACAGGUGUACGGACAUUAUCUUUGGAUGUUGUCCGGAAAAGACCCCAGCUGUGGGUGUGCGCGGCCGCCGCGGGCUUCCUGCUCCUCCUGGCGGCCUGUGCGCGGCACCUGCCGGAGCAGGCCGCCCCACAGCAGCAGCAGCAGCAGCCGCCGCCCGAGGUGACCCUCCUGAUCUGGACGCAUCCCUUCGGGGAGUACCGCGAACUUCCGGACUGCAUGCAGCUUUAUCAGAUCCGCGGGUGCAAGCUGACGGACGACCCGGGGGCGUACCCGCAGGCCGACGCCGUGAUCGUCCACCAUCGGGAGAUCUCCAACGGUGACGCGCACCUCCCACCGGAGCCUCGGCCCGACGCGCAGAAAUGGAUAUGGAUGAACUACGAGUCCCCCACGCACACGUCCGAUCUGUGGCUCAUGGAGGGCGUCUUCAACCUCACCCUGACCUACCGGACGGACUCGGACAUUUUCCUGCCUUACGGAUAUCUGGUCCCCCGGGCGCGCGCAGCGGACGAGGCUCCUGAUGGUGGCCAGCUCUCGCUCUCGAGACGCCCGCGUAAGCGCUUCGUGGCCUGGGUGAUCAGCAACUGGUCGGCGACCCACGCCCGAGUGGUCUUCUACCGGGAGCUCUGCGAGUUCGUCCGAGUGGACGUGUUCGGGCGCGCCGGGCGGCCGCUGCAGGGCGGCGGCGACGGCGUGGUGCGGCUGCUGCGGCGCUACAUGUUCUACCUGGCGCUGGAGAACUCGCAGCACACCGACUACAUCACGGAGAAGCUGUGGAACGCGGUGCUGGCCGGGGCGGUUCCGGUGGUUCUGGGGCCGUCCAGGCAGAACUACGAGCGCUUCCUGCCGGCGGAGGCGUUCAUCCACGUGGAGGACUUCCCCACGGUGAAGGAGCUGGCCCGGUACCUGCUGGCUCUCAGGAGCGACCCGGACCGGCUGAGGCGGCGGCACCUGGACUGGAGGAGGAGCUACAGCCUGAGGCAGCCGAGGUUCUGGAUAGAGCACUACUGCACGGCCUGCGGGGCGGUGAGGAGGACCAGAGGACGGACUCAGACGGUGACAGACCUGACGAGGUGGUUUCACUCAUAAGAACCGCGACUCACUUUUAACUUAUAGGCUAUAUGAGAACGUUCUGGGUUUUGUUUCUGAUCAUUUUUUUCUCCCCCACUCAUUUUCUCAUCAGUGUUGAUUUCUUUUUCUUUUUUUUUUUAAAGUGGACUCACCCUUAUUUGACUGUUUGAUUCCAUUAAGUGAGCAAUUAUAAAACAAGCUGCAAACAUUACAUUUGAUCAAAUACACAUCAAAUAUGUUUAUCAAUGCUCCAAUCAAAAGCAACUAUGACUGAUAGGAACUCUGCGUUUCGACAUCUUUGCAGUUUUCUGGAAGUUUGUUUCUGGAUUUGUGGUGAAUGGAAACUAAAAGCUGCUUCUCCGUGUUUGGUUACGUCAUAAAGUGACAGAACUGACUGGUAUCAGAUUCAGUUUUACCAAGUCGAGGUUCCUAUCUAAAAAAAUAAUAGCUGCAACAGAUGACGAUGCUUCCACCACCUUCAGCAUCAUGAGAAUCAUCAUGAUGAUGCUGCUUUGUGCCAAACGCACCACUGUUGAUUUAAGCUUUUAAUCAGACAUUAAAUAUUUCCUCAACAUGAUCUAUUAAGGAUGUAACUCAGCAGGUCUUUUUUUUUUUGUUUGUUUGUUUGUUUUUUGUUUUUUUAAAUGGAUUAUUUAAAUUUCACACCUUGUCACAGAAUCAAUUGCCUUGUCCACCUGGACGCAUGUUGUCGCCGUGAGGGCGGCGGAUAACUUUGCUCCCAGUAAACGAUCUAAAGCUCCAGCAGCUGCUGCAGGCGCUGAUGGUCAACAGCAGUAAUGAUCUCAGGAGGUCAGAACGGCCAGACCCCCCGGAUCCCAUCUAAAUCCCAUUCCUGCAGUCGCUCCGAGUUACAGCGGGGGGCCUCAAAGUCACAUUCGCUCUCGCUACUUUUUUUUAUUUUUUUAUUUUUUAUCAUCGCUCCUUCUCACAGCUCGUCGAGGAGCAAACGACUGAGGAACAAAUCGGUCGCACCGAUUCUGCUGCUGCGUCAGACCCGAGCGUGUUCCGGGUUGUGUCCGUGGCCGAUCGCGUCAUCAGUGAGGAAACUGUCCGGUCCAGGACGCAGAAGAUCGUGCAGGAAAUGUCCAUCAUGUUCAGGGGCUGCAGCUGUGUUGGCUUUGAGCAGGCGGACUGGGCUGAAUGUUUCUGGACGAACAUCGCACGCUGUACUGCCCCCUCUGGCCACUUGAGAUCACUGCAACCCAUCAGAGAGAAGGACCUCAGCAACUUAAAGCAGCUUCAGACUGACUAGAAAUUUCUGUUAGAUGAGAAAGGGAGAAUUUCACACACAGAUCUGUGUAGUAAAUAAGUGUAAACAUGAAUAAAUUUCAUGUACUCAUG